CAUAUGACGCGCAGGUGCAGUGGGAUGUGGGGGCGUGAGGUCUUAUCCGAGUUCUCCGCGGUGUUGUCAUCAUAAGUGGCGUGGAAUACGGGUAAUUUGCGCCAACCAAGGACGCAGUAAACCUUGUAGAUACGGUUGAACAGGGCCGUGAAGGGCAAAUAAAUUGGUGCUGUGAAUUGCGCCACUGUAGCUAGCUUGCUUCCAUCUGCCUGGGGGAAAUUUCCAGCCCAUUGAAAUAAAGCAGCCUGCAGACGACGCCCGGACGGCCAGCUGGUGUGAUGUGAGCCGCGCCCCGGCCCACUGGCGAGGCCCGCACCGACAGCUAUGGCGGCGCUUGACUCCUUCCUCGAUCUGGACGCCACGCUGGUGGGCGACGAUCAACGGCUGGAGCCGCUGGAGGACGAGGCAGCCGAGCUCGUGUGCUCCAUCUGCCGUGAGGGCUUCACCAGCCCACGCCUGCUGCGCUGCCUGCAUGCCUUCUGCGAGGCGUGCCUGCAGCGACAGCACGAGGAGGACGAGGACGAGAGCGGCACGGUCUCGUGCCGUCGCUGCCAGGAGAGCACGCGACUGGGCGAACGGGGCGCCGCCGCCCUGCCGUUGGACCACGUGACACAGAACCUGCGCGACAUGCAGCUGAUCCGCGAGGACUCGGCGCUGUGCUCCAGCUGCCGCACGGGCCAGCGGGCCGAGGCACGCUGCGCGGACUGCGCCCACUUCCUGUGCGCCCAGUGCCACCUGGCACAUCAGAAAAUGAACUGCUUCCAGAAGCAUCAAGUGAUGACGCUGAGUGAGCUGGACGAUGCGGCUCUGAAGAACCCGAUUCCAAUUCACCGUCCGGUGGCCUGCGUGCACCACUGCGACACACAGGUUUCCCUGGCCUGCAUCACCUGCAAGAUGCCCGCCUGCGAGCAGUGCCAGCUGGCUGGCGGUGCCCAUACGCCACCAGAGCAUGUGCUAAAGCGCAUUUGUGACGUGGAGCGCGUGGAGUGGGGUGAAUUCCUCAACACCAUCGAUGAAGCGAAGACGAAGAAGAAGCAGAUGGACAGCACCGGCAACGAUGUGCAGAUGGCGCUGGAAUCGCUGAAGGCGGCGCACGAGCGCUGUUGCCUCCAGAUCGAGGAACAGCUGGCGGCGGGACAGCGUGCGCUCACGCACUACCACCUGCUUCUGCGCCAGCGCUGUGACCAGCUGCACCGGCAGAAGCGGGACCUGGUGUGGGACGUGGGCGAGCGCUGUGACAGGGACAAGGCCCAUCUGGAGCAGGCACUUAGGCUGGCGGACCGGCUGAUGGAGUUCGGGGAUAGCGCCGAGCUGCUGUCGCUGAAGCCAGCCGUGCUGGAGCGGGUGCACCAGUCCGCUCAGAUGACGCAGCUGCCUGCUAGCCUGGACAUGACAUUUGUCUGCGACCCAAGCAAGGUGGACGCCACCAUCAAGGCGAUGCUCGGCCACUUCCUGGAGGACGAGCCGCCAGCGGCGCCGCAGCCGUCGCUCACGCGCUCACCUCCGGCGGCGGACGGCCGAGAUCUGGCGGUGGUGGGCGCGCCGUCCGCACCGCCCGGUCCUGUGUCGGUCUCGCGGCCGUUCUCGCGCCAGACGACCACCAUCUCGCCGGUGGAGGCGGACAUGCCACCCUUCAGCGUUGGCUACAACUCUCUGUCAUCGCCCAGCCUGCCGUCGCCGAUCAACGGUCUGGGCAGCAGCAGCGGCAUCGGCAGCAGUCUGAGCAGCCUGUCCGGUGGCCACAGCAGCGGUGCUCCGCCUCCGCUCGGUCCCUCGUCGCCACCACCGCCGCCGCCGCCGCCACCGCCGCCGCCAGCGCCGCCAGCGCCGCCCGUCAUGGCCGCCCUGGCCGACAGUGGCUUCCGCCUGCCCCAUCCUCCGCCGCCCAUGGCCGCCGAUCGGCCCUCCACUCUGUACGAGAGGUCGCAGAGCUAUCAGGAGGCGGUGUUCACCGGUGACGUCUCGAGCGGCGUCGGUCUGCAGCUGGAGUUCCUGAACUCGGGCUCGCAGAUGGCGCUGCAGAACAUCAAGGCGCUGGCGCGUCUGGGCAGCGGCGGCGGCGGCGACGGUGGUGACGUGAUGGACAGCUUCUUGGGUGGCCGGGCGCCGCCGCCGGUCACUCACCAGCCGCCGCCGCCGGCAGCAGCGGCCAUCUCCCCGCUGAUGCCUGCAGGUGACGCGGGGCUGGGACGGCCGGGCCUGCAGCAGCAGCUGCGCGGCCUCUCGCCGUCCGGGCCGGCCAGCCCGCUGCUCGGCGCCACCGGUCCUCUGCUGGGACACAACGGCUUCGCCAUGGCGCCAGGCCUGGGCAGCAGCAGCGGCUCCGUUUCACCCACCACACGACGCGGCGGCGUAGCCAGCACGCUCUCCAGCAUGCAGAUCCGCGCCAAGUUUGGCCAACUGGGACAGCUCAAGGGACAGUUCAACUCGCCGCACGGCUUCUGUCUCGGUGCCGACGAGGAGAUAAUAGUGGCCGACACCAAUAACCACCGCAUUCAGAUGUUCGACAAGCGCGGCGAGUUCAAGUACAUGUUCGGCAUACCGGGCAAGGACGAGGGUCAGCUGUGGUACCCGCGCAAGGUGGCCGUCAUCCGCUCGUCCGGCAAGUUCGUCGUCUGCGACCGCGGCAGCGAACGCUCUCGUAUGCAGAUCUUCAGUCGCAACGGCUACUUCGUGCGGAAAAUCUCCAUCCGCUGCAUCGACAUCGUGGCCGGGCUGGCCAUCUCGACGGCCGGCCAUAUCGUGGUGGUGGACAGCGUCACCCCGACCGUUUUCGUCAUCGCCGAGAACGGCAGCCUGAUGAAGUGGUUCGACUGCAGCAACUACAUGCGCGAGCCAUCCGACAUCGCCGUCUGUGGCAACGACUACUACAUCUGCGACUUCAAGAACCACUGCGUGGUUGUGUUCGACUCGGAAGGCCAGUUCCUGCGCCGGCUGGGGUCGGAGAACAUCACCAACUUUCCCAACGGCAUUGACGUGUCGGACGCCGGCGACGUGCUGAUCGGCGACUCACACGGCAACAAGUUCCAUGUGGCCGUCUUCAGCCGCACCGGGCAGCUGCUCUCGGAGUUUGAGUGUCCGCACGUCAAGGUGUCGCGGUGCUGCGGCUUGAAGCUCACACACGAGGGCUACAUCAUCACCAUCGCCAAGAACAACCACCACGUGCUGGUGCUCAAUACGUUGUACAUUGCCUAGGGGCAGUGGCGGACGGCUGGGCUGGGCUGGCUCCCUCCUGGCUUUGCCGCUCACGCCCGGCCCGACAACACGGGGACAGGCAUAAAUCGGUUGCUCAAUUGUCUGGCUUUCCGCGUGCAGUAUUUUUGCAUCCACCGAUGACAAAUGCCUUGUUUGUUAGCGUUUUUGCCCGGUUUUUUGCCGCGCACACGCCCGCGUGAACAGGGCUGGUGUCCGUGUCGUCUACCCUCGUGUUUUCACGCUUCCUGGUGCCACCACCCCUGACUGAGAGUGUUGCGACGGUCGGCCAAUACUCAUGCGUGUGUGUGUGUGUGCGCGCGCGCGCGCACGCACGGUUAUUGCCAAUCCUCGAAUGGGCACGCACCGCCCCGCGCCCGCCUCCGCCCGCCGUGCUCCCGGCCUCGGGCCAUAUACGAAAGAUCUCCUCGAAGAAAUGUGAUGUUCGUGCCACGUCGCAGUUGUCUUCGUACCGGUUCGUGUCUACACACGCGUACGGACAUGCUGUCUUCGUGCGCGCCUUUGUGCAUAGGGACAUGUAUAUGUGUUCAUUUUGGUUUGCGCAUACGUGUUAUUGGGGGGCUGGUUUUUGCGUGUGUAUGAUCGGUUGUGUGUAUGUGUGUGGGUGUGGGUGUGUGGGUGGGUGUGGAGUGUGCGCGCGUAUACGUAUGUAUGUACGUGGUCAGUGUUUGUGUGUCGUGUGGCUAGCGCGCAUCGCUCUUGGCUGGAGGGAGCGCAGUCGGAGAGGCCCGCCGCCAAGGCACCGCACGCCUGGGGAGGGGAGCGUCGGCAGGGCCACUGCGGAGAGAUGUCCCCCCUCGCACCGCCCCUAUUGUGUGCCCUUACCAAAGAUGGCGAAUUCUUUCACGGUUGUGGCGGGUGCGUCCCGUCCGUGCGGGCAAAUAAUAAUUGUACCUAGUCUUUGAUAGUCACGGUGCACACGUGACCGGGAGCGGUCGCAUGGCACUGACGCGAUCCCGGCCCCAAAUCUACGUUGUUCCUAAAGAUGCCGCCGCGGGGUGUUAUCCGUAGCGCCGGCGCAAGUGGCGGUGGUUAGAGCCGACGGCUCAUGACCCCACCGCCCGGCUGCUGUCGCCGGCUUCUUGCAGUUCGGCUUGUGCUCACACGAUGAUAGCGUUGCAGUCCCCAGCGGUGGUGUCUGUGAGCCACACCAGUGGACUGGUGUAUGUCUUUUGGUUGCGCCUCGCGUAGCAAGUGUCGGGCUGCUGACAGUAGCAGAGCUUGACAGAGUUGCGCGGCGCCGCAUUGUCCUGGUAACCUAUAAUCAAACUAAGUGAUAUGACGGCCGUCUUAGAUUUGUGUUUGCUGCCAUGUAGUGUACGUUUAGUUUUCUUUUCCUUGACUAGUUAUACAGAUAACUGGCCCAGCUUGUUCUCCAUCAACAGAUCCCGCCCGGAUUUCUUCUGUCUUUACGGUCUUGCAUUAUUUUCGAUGGGCCGCUGUGUGCGGCGUAUACUUUAUUGCGUACUUAGCAUACUACGUAGGAAAGGUGAUAGCUCCGUGAUUGUUAUAUAAACCCCUUUGGUGCAUUUUAUGCAAAUGUUGCUGUAUGAUAUGCCUAAAAUAGUCAUGUUGGGCCAGCUAUUAAAAUCACAGUAUUUAUACUAUUGUGUGAGUGGUGUGUAUCAUUGUAACACUAGAGCCAUAGCGAGGGGCCGACAAGAAAUCCGAGUUAGUUAAAUUUUUGUAGCUCUUUUGGUCGGUGGCGCUGUUGUUGCCGGCCUCGUGUCCUGGCCGCCAGCAACUUCUCAAGUUGACUGUGUCUGGGUGUGUGUGCGUGGCGUGCAUCCGCGGGUUCUUGUACAUUGUCAUUGUCGACCAUUCCAUCCACGCCCGGCUUUGGGGCGGGCCAGACCGGGCGACGGCGGCCGGCCGGCCGUCGCAGAGCGGGCAGCGGGCCGGCCGGCCGGCUGCCGCGCAGUCCCAGUCUUCCAGGGCGGCUCCGCCAAGCGCCGCCGCCGUGCGCGCUUUCGGUUGGUUCUGUACCUACUUGUAAUCGUUAAAUCUCAUAUAAGAUGUAUAUGUUUGUGUGUGUGCGUGCGGGGGUGGGUGCGCGUGUGACAUUCGUCAGCGAGGAAGACUAGUCGCCGUCUGUCGGAACGCCUUUGUACAAGUGCAGCGCCCGGUCACUUGUCGAAACGCUUAUGUGCCCUUCAGAAACAUAUCAGCCUCCCUUUCCAUAACGAGUAGCGUGCUCGGCUGACGCGAGAACGGCGAAGAGUUUUGUCUGGUGUGCUGUGGCCGGCGCCGUGGUGCCGUGUAACAGCAAGAUAACGCGGCCUGUGUGGUUGUGUGCGGACUGCAGCAGGUGACUGUCCGGUGAGCGGUGGCCCGCAAGACACCUGAUUGACCGACGUGACGCUAGUGUAGCCCGGCUUGGCAGCAGCGAGCCUGGUCCAUCCUUUUCUUGUGACAAUGAUAUUGUGCACUCUUCUCUUUUCUCGGUGAUUUCAGCAUUCAGGUGAUGUUUGCUAGUAGGUUUAGCAUUUUAUUAUACAUGUUUAAUUUUUAUUUGUUCAGUUCCAGGCAGGAGAGUACAAAUUCAGUUACACAGUUUUUACCAACAAACUAUGCCUAAUUAGAGCUUGUAUUUUAAGUCAGGUGGCAAUGCGUGUGCUGUGUUAUUGAGUUAACCGGUGUUUUAGAGACAUCAUCCACCGUGUUUUACGUUUGGACUGGUGUUUUGGCAAAUGUUAGCAAGUUAAUGUUGUGUUAGUAUAUCAAAGUAAUCAAGUUACGUGUUCUAGAGGCGCUUUGUUCCGUUCUAUUCCAUUUACGAGUUACAAUAAACACUAGAAACUUCC
Pollicipes pollicipes is the source of this 6017-nucleotide messenger RNA. It is a transcript of the gene mei-P26, whose product is annotated as E3 ubiquitin-protein ligase meiotic P26. Gene Ontology annotation, cellular component: nucleoplasm. NCBI's taxonomy places the organism in Eukaryota, Metazoa, Arthropoda, Thecostraca, Pollicipedomorpha, Pollicipedidae. The coding region runs from base 325 to 3195 and encodes 956 amino acids. The transcript is spliced from 16 exons. The record is from RefSeq and is a predicted model, not a curated record. Gene Ontology annotation, molecular function: zinc ion binding; ubiquitin protein ligase activity; protein binding.